Molecule: messenger RNA, 801 nt
Organism: Ambispora gerdemannii
Lineage: Eukaryota; Fungi; Glomeromycota; Glomeromycetes; Archaeosporales; Ambisporaceae
Source: the annotation of a GenBank genome assembly
AUGGCAUUCAUUAAUCCAAAAUGCAUUUUCAAACAUCGAAAAACCAGACUACCAAUCAUUACCAUCAUCAAUACUACGAAUAAUAACAGUAAUGUCCGUCAAUUCCACUCGACCCCAUUCGUAAAUUAUCCAUCAGCCGAAUCAAUGACACCUAAAAAAACGACUCUCUCUAUUCCACGUCCCGGACUUUACACACAAAAAAUAAUAUUAACGGAUGGUGCCACAUACACAAUUCAAACCACUUCUCCAAAACCGUUCGUGAAAUUAGUUCGUGACACAAGAAAUCAUCCAUUGUGGAAUCCGGAAAUGAAACAUGGAAUGCAAGAUGAAAGUGGUCAGUUGUCGAAAUUCCAGAGAAAGUUUGGCGAGGAUACACAUUAUGAAUUGGAGUUUAUGGAAUCGGGUGAGAAAGUUCCGGAAUUGUCUGCUAAAGAGUUGCAGGGUAUGAGCAAACCUAAAAAAGGAAAGGUUGCUAAACUAAAAGAAUUAGAAAAAAGGCGCAACAAAAAAAGGAUUUAUGCACAAGGUGUUUCCUUUAGAAUUCCGCAAGGUGUACAACUUGAAGUGAAAGGACGCAAAGAAGGUUGUGGAAUUCUUGCAAGGAUGAUUCGUCCUCGGGUUCGCUUUGCAACAGAUACACGUCAUCCAGAGACAGAAGAAUACUUGUCGUUUCUUUUACAAGACGCAAACAUGAACCAACUCCGAAAUACACCAGGAAUUAUUUUGAAGGCGCGAAUGCAACAAACCGACCACCCGUAUUCCCUUGAUUACCACUUCGUUAUAGUCGACUACGCUUUAUAA